Molecule: messenger RNA, 3137 nt
Organism: Lutzomyia longipalpis
Lineage: Eukaryota; Metazoa; Arthropoda; Insecta; Diptera; Psychodidae
Gene: Top3alpha
Product: DNA topoisomerase 3-alpha
Exons: 3
Coding region: 57-2822 (921 amino acids)
Biological process (GO): DNA topological change
Cellular component (GO): chromosome; nucleus
Molecular function (GO): zinc ion binding; DNA topoisomerase type I (single strand cut, ATP-independent) activity; DNA binding
Source: RefSeq, a predicted model, not a curated record
AAAAAGAAAAGAAAAAAAACAAAAACAAAACAAACUUUCCCUCUUAAAAAUUGUAAAUGGUAAAAAUCCUUACAUUCUUGAGGAAAUCCCUUAAAUUAGUGGCAGAAAAUGCACCAAGAAUGAAGUACCUCAAUGUGGCGGAGAAAAAUGAUGCUGCCAAGACGAUUGCUGGCCAUCUAUCGCGUGGAAACUCCCGGAGGCGUGAGGGACUCUCGGUGUACAAUAAGAUUUACGAAUUUGAUGCUGUGGUACAUGGGCAGAAUGUCACGAUGGUGAUGACGUCUGUUUCGGGGCAUCUCCUCACACAUGACUUCACCGGGAGCUACCGAAGUUGGAAAAUGUGCAAUCCCUCCCAGCUCUUUGAUGCGCCCGUGACGAAAAUGUGCCCCGAGGACAGCAUGAAGAUUCGUCAGACCCUGGAACGGGAAGUUCGGUACUGUACUGCCCUAAUUAUAUGGACGGAUUGCGAUAGAGAGGGUGAGAAUAUUGGCUUUGAGAUUGUUGAAGUUUGCCGGAAUGUCAAGAACAACAUCCGUGUCUAUCGGGCAAAAUUCUCCGAGAUUACCCCACAAGCUGUGAGACGAGCUCUGGAUAAUCUCGUACAGCCCGAUGAGCGACAGAGUCAGGCUGUGGAUGUACGGAGUGAGUUGGAUUUGCGAAUUGGAGCGGCCUUCACGAGAUUCCAAACAAUGCGCCUUCAGAGUGUCUUUCAGGGAGUCAUUGAGAGCCUCGUGUCCUAUGGGAGCUGCCAAAUUCCCACACUGGGCUUUGUGGUGCAGCGCUACAAGGAAGCGGAGAAUUUCGUGCCACAGAAAUUCUGGAAGUUGCGUCUAACGCACACUGUUGAUGAGCUCACGGUGGAGUUCACAUGGGGAAGGAAUAGGCUGUUUGAUAGGAAGUGCUGUGAAGCAAUAUUUCUGCUGGUGAAGAGGGAUCCACCGCUCCUGGCCACGGUGCAGUCUGUUGUGCAGAAGCCAAAGAGUAAGUGGCGCCCACAGCCGAUGGAUACGAUUGAACUGGAGAAGCUGGGUUCGAGGAAGCUCAAGAUUUCCGCAAAGCAGACAAUGCAGAUUGCUGAGAAGCUCUACCAACAGGGUUACAUAAGUUAUCCCCGUACUGAGACCAAUAUGUUCUCCAAGGAGAUCAAUCUGCGCUCCCUGGUUGAGCGUCAGGCUGAGCAUCCGGCGUGGGGGGAGUUUGCCCGACGUGUCAUGGAUUGGGGCCCAAAUCCACGCAAUGGCCGCAAGUCAGAUCAAGCCCAUCCUCCCAUUCAUCCCAUUAAAUUCACAACGGGGCUCUCGGGGAAUGAGCAGAGGGUGUACGAGCUCAUUGUCAGACACUUCCUGGCGUGCGUGAGUCGCGAUGCAACGGGAUCAGAGACAGUGGUGAACAUUGAGAUUGGAGGGGAGGAAUUCAGUGCAUCCGGGUUGGUUAUCUUUGAGAGAAAUUACCUGGAUGUGUACAUCUAUGAUCGCUGGAAUGGGAAGGAGAUUCAUCACUACGAGAUGGGAACGAGCUUUGAACCCACAACCAUUGAGAUGCCCGAAGGGACAACCACAGCGCCGCAAAUGCUGACAGAAGCUGACCUAAUUGCCCUUAUGGAGAAGCAUUCAAUUGGCACAGAUGCCACCCAUGCUGAGCACAUCAACACAAUCAAGGAGCGUGGCUACAUUGGGGUCGUUGACAAUGGCUUCCUGGUGCCGGGAACAUUGGGAAUGGGUCUUGUGGAAGGCUAUGACGCCAUGAGCUUGAGCCUUGCACAACCGAAGCUACGAGCAGGACUCGAAGCUGAUCUCAAGGCAAUCUGUGAUGGUGUCAAGCAACCAGACGCGGUGCUCAGGGAACAAAUUGAAAUCUACCGCGAAGCCUUCCGGGUAAUCACGGAAAGGGCUCAAAUACUCGACGAGAAGGUUGGCCUGAGAUUCAAUUCAACCCCACAGCAGGCACCACAAAUCACCGAAACGCAGACUCUGGAGGAAGUCUUCCGGUGUCCACGAUGUGGCACAAGCAAAAUGGCCCUCAAGCGAAAAGCCUCCGGGAAUGGCGUCUACUUGUCCUGUAUGAACUUCCCACAGUGCAAGGCUGUCAUUUGGCUGGAUGACUUUGUCAAGGAAGCUUCAGUGUCGUCUGAGCAUUGCCGAACAUGCGGUCCGGACUCCAAGAAGCUCGUCCUGAAAUUCAAACAAAUGGCUUCAAUGAUGUUCCUCAAUUGCGACUCAACGGAGUACACGAGCUGCCUCCUGUGUGAUGCUCCCCUCAGGGAUCUUCUGGGGGUGAAUCUGGAUACCCUGCGACAGGGUGAAGGGUCUCAGGGUGGGAAUUCCUCUGUGAGGAAUCGAGAUGUUCCCUCAAGUGGCUACAGCACUGAUCGGAGCACGGGGAGUUCCAGGAAUAAUAUCCCUCCAAGGAGCAACAACGCUCCUCCGAGGAGCAACAAUGUUCCCCCGAGGAACAAUAACUACCCAUCCAGUGGUUAUGGCAGUCAACGCACUAACAAUCCAUCAUCUGGCUCAUCCACGUCGUGCCCAAAAUGCUCACAGCCUCUGAAAAAGUUAACAGUGAAGAAGAGCGGCCCAAACCACGGGAGGGAAUUUUACGUUUGCCCAACUCCUGACAAUCCCUGCAAGACAUUCAUUUGGGCUGAGGAUAUAACGCAAAACGACAGGGAUUCCCCGCCUCCUCCAAGAGCUUCCGGAAGUAGAAGUGGUGGUGGUGGUGGAGGUGCUUCAGGUCGUCCGCGUGCCAAGAGAAAAUGUGCCAUUUGUCGCCUCGAGGGGCACACACGCAACAACUGCCCACAGCAUCAUCCAUCAAACAGCUGAAGAGAUGAUUCAGGUGCGACACCCUCUCCGCCUCCACCUUGUUAAACAUCCUCCGCCGGCUGAUGAUGAUGAUUUGCCCAGAAACUCUUAACUCUCCCUCUCUCUCGAGGAUUUAUCGUUCACUUCUCAUUGGCUAGAGCUGUGGGAAGUGGACGAGAGAGAGAGAGUAAAGGGCGGAUCCUUUCAGAUACUUCCCCUAUUUGUUUUAUCCCUUCUCAUGAAAUUUUGUUUAUAAAAUGAAGAAAUUCAUUUAUUGUGAAAUAAUUAUUUUUUUAUUACUUGUAAUCUAUAUAAUAAAGAAAGGUCUGUUUGUUG